Molecule: messenger RNA, 1130 nt
Organism: Aspergillus calidoustus
Lineage: Eukaryota; Fungi; Ascomycota; Eurotiomycetes; Eurotiales; Aspergillaceae
Source: the annotation of a GenBank genome assembly
CUUCACCAGCAUGGAGCUCCCCUAUUCAAUCCUUCUCGCCAACGUAUACCGAUCUCCAUGUUUAUCUCCCUUCUUUCCAAGGAAACUCUCGACCGAGAUCUGGUCACGAAUUCAUCUGCAAGAUCCAUCAGAAUCAAACCGCGGACCACAGCAAUCCAUACAUCACGACCCAUAUAUCAACCUGCUCGUGCACCCCUAUAAAUUUACUGGACGACGUCGUUGCAAUGACUUUCCGUAGGCAAAAACGGACCCCAUGGACCGAAGAGGAUAAACUGAAGCUCCUGACCUUAAAGGAUGAGCACCCUGAUCUCACGUGGGACGAAUUUCUUGAGUUGACAACCUUCCCUGGUCGCACCAAGGCAGCCAUCCAAAACAUGUGGCACAAGUUAAAGGCCAGGAACGCCGAGGAAAGUGACGACGACAACGAGUGGGAGGAGCAAUCGGGGGACGAGGACAACGAUGAGGAUGAGGGAGAGAUAGCGGCGGAGGCAGAGACCGUAACCGAUACCGCCGUGAACAAGCCGAAGAGGGGACUGAUCGAAUACGAGUUGACUGGCAGUGAGACAGAUGCCGUGGACUUGAGGAAGGCCGGCGAUAGUGCCGCGGUAGGUGCCAGCACUGACGGCGUUUUGUACCGAGGAUUAUGGGCUAAUGCAUGCAUGGGUGGCGCUCAGAUCAAUUCUUCUACUUUACCUUCGAAGAAACAGAAACAGCAGCGAUCGAAAUCAUUCCCCGCUCCCAGCGCAUCUCAAGAUGUCAAACUGGAUCCACAAUCUCGCCCUUCCACUCCGGCCACCGGGCCUUGGUUUCCUACUCAGCACCCGGACACUUCCAAUACCUUUCGCUCGUCAGAUACUCGUGCGAAACCGUCACCCCACUUAAGCUUGGGGGAGUAUCUGAAACGGAGGCAGCUCCAGAAAGCAGCUUUGCACAAGGAACUCGAAGUGAAGAUUAAAUCUCUAAAGGCACAGUCAGAUGCCGUCCGGGAAGAGGUGGAGGAGGCAGCGGCCCUUUACACCAAGUUGCAGCAGCUAGGGGGCUUACUGAACCUCAGUCCUUCGGAAGCGGAUACCCUGAUGGCGAUCAUUCGGGCCAGCCACUUUACCACUACUCCUACACCCAUGAACUGA